Messenger RNA from Rubroshorea leprosula, 1503 nucleotides. The record is from the annotation of a GenBank genome assembly. Lineage: Eukaryota; Viridiplantae; Streptophyta; Magnoliopsida; Malvales; Dipterocarpaceae.
ACCAAAAAUAGUCCUAUUAGUGACCAUACCCCUACUUCUUCUCACAAUUAUGCCCAUAUCUUACCCUAUACUAGGGUACCCUGUAUAUUUGUUGAAGCACUAUUAUUAUUCCACUAGUUCAUCAGUGUCUUCAUUACCAUCUGUACAAGAUCAGGCGCCGGCACCGGCUGGAAAGGAAGGAUCAGGAAUAGUUGAUGACGAUGAGGGGAUCAACAAGUACUGUGACAUAUUCUCCGGAGAAUGGGUGCCAAAUCCAGAUGCACCGUAUUACACGAACGAGACAUGUUGGGCGAUCCAGGAGCACCAGAACUGCAUGAAGUAUGGAAGACCGGAUACAGGGUUCAUGAAAUGGAGGUGGAAACCGGAUGGAUGUGAGCUGCCAAUCUUUAACCCUGUUCGGUUCCUGGAAAUUGUAAGAGGGAAGUCGCUGGCAUUUGUUGGAGAUUCGGUUAGCAGAAACCAAAUGCAGUCCUUGAUUUGCCUCCUUUCCCGGGUAGAGUAUCCGCUGGAUGAUUCAUUUACUCUAGACCAAAAUUCCAAGCAAUGGAAAUACAAAUCUUACAACUUCACCGUCGCCCAUUUUUGGACAACGCAUCUGGUCAGGACCAAAGAAGUUGAUGGCCCCUCCAACUUCACCCUCAUCAACCUCUACCUGGAUGAGUCCGAUCCAAAUUGGACCUCCCAUAUUAGAGAAUUCGACUACAUCGUCAUCUCCUCGGGUAACUGGUUUUUCCGGCCGUCUGUCUUUUACGAGAACAAUCAGAUUACUGGAUGCCUCUAUGGGGUCCUUGAGAACGUUCCUGUCCUCCCACUGUAUUAUGGAUACAGGAAGGCCUUCAGGACGGCUUUCAGGACCAUCAAUGAGAUGAAAAAUUUCAAGGGCAUAACGUUCCUCAGGACAUUUUCAUCACCGCACUUUGAAAAUGGGGUGUGGAACCAAGGAGGGAACUGUGUGAGAACAGUUCCGUUUAAGAGCAACGAGACAGCUCUCGAGGGUGAGAACCUGGAGCUUUACAAGAUUCAAGUGGAGGAGUUUAGGGUGGCUGAAAGGGAAGGGGAGAAUACAGGGAAGAAGUUCAGGUUGCUGGACACAACUAAGGUGAUGCUGCUGAGGCCAGAUGGCCACCCCAGUAGGUAUGGCCAUUGGCCUCAUGAAAAAAGGACUCUUUAUAAUGACUGCGUGCACUGGUGCUUGCCGGGUCCAAUUGAUACUUUGAAUGAUUUCUUGCUCGUGAUGUUGACAAUGGAGGAAAAGAGAUCAUAACACAGGAAAAAAUGAGGUUUAAACAAAUUUGAUCCCAGAAAUUUCUCAAUACACAAAAUAACAAUUCAUGAAUUCAUGAUAAAAUUGAGUGGUAUAUAUACUACAAUUUACAACAUGCAUGUUCGGUGUGAAACCAUGUAUUCUUCAAAAUGGUAUCUUGAUGAAAACCAGUUAAGUGCAAAAUGAAAAUGUAGAGCACACAAAAGCAUACCUGAGUGGAAUAAACUUCUGUUGAUUCU